This is a messenger RNA of Helianthus annuus (common sunflower), 3487 nucleotides long. RefSeq lists its product as uncharacterized. The record is from RefSeq and is a predicted model, not a curated record. Lineage: Eukaryota; Viridiplantae; Streptophyta; Magnoliopsida; Asterales; Asteraceae. Bases 298 to 1563 code for a protein of 421 amino acids. The transcript is spliced from 2 exons.
AUAAAACAAAACAAAUCGUUUCCUCUUUUCUCUCAACCAUGAGCCAGUAUCUUCAUCUCCAAAAUUGCCUCCCCUGCUCCCUCAAUACAUCAGCAACCCUAACAUCACCCCAUCUUUUCCUCCUCUCACACGACAGCCUCCAACCACAACCACACCCCUCCAUCCGACGCCGGUCAUACCGCACCACCGUCUUCAACCGCCGGCUGCCGCCUGAACCGGCAACCCACCACAGUCGAACGACUGCCGUCGUCGGUCACCUGUAUCACCCUUCUACGUCACCGCCAUCAAGUUGUUGAUAUGCGGACGAAGAAACGACAUGGCGAAACCGCUUCGCCAUUGCCACCCGCAAAGCGUGCAAACAAAAAGUCUUCAAGUCACGCCUCGUCUCCUAGAGGUAAAAAUGAGAAGGAAAAGUCACAAACCCUUAAAGAAAAAGAGAAGCUGGCGAUUCUUAAGGAGCGGGAUUUAUGUAACACCAAGUUCGCACAUGAAGAAUCACUGAAAGAUCUUGGUGUGCUAGAAGGUGUGAAGACAUUGUUUGACAACAUCGGUUGGGUAAAGUUACUGGAAUGGUUUGAUGUUGGCUACGCACCCACAACCGUUGAAUUUCUGAGUUCUCUUUACCUCGAGGAGGAGGAACUACACUUCCAUUUGUUUAAAAAGGCGUGCGUUCUUUCAACGAAUACUAUUUGCCGGAUGAUAGAUGCUCCCACCGCGGAAACCUUCGGGCCUAAUGAUCCAACUCAUGUUGACUAUCAGGCUAAGGCAUUUUGGAGAUCUAUCACGAAAGAGGAAAAGUAUGACACCGGUAGACUAAAGGCCACGCACAUCAUCCAUCCAGUGUUACGGGUGACGCACAGACUGUUAUCCAACAUCAUCGACAGUCGUCAUGACACUGGAAAUGUCACCCAACAGGAGCUGUAUUUGUUAUGGUGCAUGAUCCAUCCGCAGUCUUCACGACCCAAUUUUGGGAAGUAUUUGUGCCACAAGUUGUUGCAAGUUUCCAAUGCAACAAAAGGAAAAAUUUGUUGCGGGUCUGUGAUCACCAUUUUGGGCCGCCAUAAAUCCUUAAAUCUUCGGUUUCCGCAAAACAUGGGCGAGUUAAAAGGUUAUCAGUACCUAGACAUGGUUCAAUUAGCUAAAAUGAAGUUAUUCGAGCUAUCGGAAAGGGGCCCCGGUAUUCGUUGGUUAAAGGGCACGAGGAGAACUGUCUAUAUCACCGAAUCAAAUCAGGACAUUUUAUCCUUAGAAAGCCCAGUUGAAGAAACAAAUUGGACACUUGAUUUUGAAGAUAUUGAUUCUGAAGCAGAUGUCGAUUCCGAGGAUGCUGAUACUGGGGAUGAUGCUCAAGACCAAAAUGAGUAUAUGGCUCGAUUCAACACUGUCGAUACGGAGCUCACCAGCUUACGGGCUGAAGUGGUUCACCUUCGUGGUGAGCUUACUGAUCAGCGAGCGAUGCUUCGUCUCAUGUAUGCUCAUCAGCGUGAGAUGGGCCGCACCACCGUCUCUCUCCGUGACCACAUAGAGCGACUUGGAUCUCCACCACCCACGCCGCCUUUGUAGAUGCCUUCCACAUAUUUCUCCGAGCCUCGAGGACGAUGCUACAUCUUAAGCUUGGGGAGAUUAGAGGUAAUUUUUAUGUUUUCAUCAUAGCAUGCAUUACUUAGUUUGUAAAUAGUUGCAUUUUUCAUGUUCAUUGCAUUUAGGGUGUAUAUACGUGCAUAAAAAAAUUCAAAAAAAAAAAAAAUAAAAUAAAAAAAAAAAAAAAACCCGUUUCUGUUCCGCUGAAAAUGGUUUGUGAAAAAUGAGAAAUGAUAUGAUUUCUGGCAUGUCGAAGCUUAUGCGUGAAAUGGUAACUUUGGGGAAGAAAACAUAGAUAAUUCGGGAUAUGUUGAUAGGCUCGGCCCUAACUUAGGAACGCCAAUGUUGUAUGCAAUAACCUUAAUUGAAUAUAUGUGUUUAGUUUCCCAUCUUAAUGCUUGUGGUCAAAGAUUGAUCCCGACCAAAAAUCGGUUGAGUUGCAUAUCCUCUAUCACACACCAUGUUCUCCAUAUCAUGACACCUCCGUAAUAAAGAGGUGAAAAAUUGACCUCAAAGAGGUGAAAAAUUGACCUCAUAGGUUAUUAUAGUUAAAAAAAAAAAAAAAAAAGAGAAAAAGGAAGGGGUAAAAGAGCACAAUGUAUGCCAAAAAUUUGAAAAAAAAAGUUGAAAUAAAAAAAAAAAAUAUUUGAGCAAAUUAGGGAGAAAAGUCCCGACCCCUUGAAAAACGGAAAAAAAAAGAUAAUAGCUAUCGUGUCAUGGUUUGGAUGCAUGGUCGCAUCAAGUGUGAUUUUGGAUAUCUUCAAAAAGUCGUGAGGUUGGGUAGAUGUUGCCAUAGGUGUUGGGCGUGGGGACGAUUGAACCAUGUUGGUAAAUUUGUAUAUUAUUAAGCAGAAAACAUUUGGUCGUGAUUAAGCGGGUUUGAGUUUAAAGGGACACAAAAUAUCAACAAUCGCGGUUACACGUGUAAGUAUUUCCCGGGUUCGAACGAAUGUAAUAGGAGUUGAUAUUGUUAGAUAUGAUCUCAUUACAAGUUUAUUUUCUGGAAUAAAAGAAGCGGGUUGAAAAAAAUUAAUAGUGAGCAUGCAUAUGUGUAUUAUUUUUCGUGUCUACUUCUCGGUUUAUUCUUGUUCUUGACUUCCUUGAGGACAAGGAAAGGUUUAAGCUUGGGGAGAUUUGUUAGUUGCAUUUUUAGGCAUAUUUUACCACAUUUUAGCGUGCAUAUUUAAUGGCAUUUUAGGCAUUUAUACUAUAGAUAUUGCAUUGUUUUGGGAAAUACGCGUUUUUGUGGAACGGAAUCUACUUUGGACGUUUUAAUGAUUUUGUAGGCAUGGAGAUUGGAGCGGUUGUAAGGAAUGGCAAGAGAUAGUGAAAAGGCUCGUAAAGACUCAAGAAAUAAAUAAAGUAUGGGCUCAAGUAAAAGUGGAUAUGGAUUUUUAGUUGGAUGAUUUACAAGGGCCUGAUCAUUGCAAGAAUAAAAAGAAGUUCAUUUGUUCAUCAAAUGAACUAACUGGAGAUGACAUUGGGCUGAAAUAAACUUCCUAAGUUUGGGCCAAUUGAUGACACCGAUGGGCUGCACAUUGAGUCAUGGACUAGAAAAAAAAUAACAAUCAUCACGAAAAAAAGGGGGGGAUUGGUUUUUGGACGGCUGAAAGUGGAAAAAGAAAAGAAGGGAAUCCAUUUUUUUUGUGGGUGGCUGGCAUUCGAAAUCACAAGGAAAAAGUGGCAUUUUCUCUUUGAUGAAUUUUUUAUAGAACAUCACAGUUUGUUUGAUUUUCGUAAGUUUUAAAUAUUGGAUGUUUUAUUUCAUAUUUGAAUUGAUUGUUCUAACCACCAUGUCUGGCUAGUCUUUUAUAGUUUCAACAUUAGGGUUUGUUUUCUUUGAUUUGGUUCAUAAACUUAUGUGAAACGGUUACGUUUGAUUCAAUUUAUUUUAGUGGUUUGUUUG